AAUAUAUGGUUGCGCGCGCUUAGGUCGGUUGGACUGACUUAUGAUUUUUACAGUGCUAACUAUAUUAUGAUCAGUUUGUAUACUCAUAGCUGGUUAAGUUAGCUAAAACUCGUCAUUUUCUCCUGCAAAGUAUGACUGAAGUCAGGAAUGAUUUUAACGAAAAAUCUGUGGAUGACUUAGGUAAAGAUGAUUUAAUCCGACUGUUUGCUUACCUGGAAGGGGAGCUGGAAGCAAGAGACAUAGCACUUGCUGCUCUAAGGUCUGAACAUGUAAAUACGGCCAAUCUAAGGGCGAAGUAUGGUAUUGUGGUAAACGACCAACAGAGUGUCAGAGACUUAAAGGAUCCUUUUCAGGCAUUACGAAGAGAUUCACUGUGCUCACCUCGAUGCGAUAGUGAAUCUGCUUUAAAGCCAUUGUAUGAUAGCCAGUUAUUACAGCUAGAGAAUCUCAUAUCAUCUCAAAGGUAUGCUCAGAACAAAAUGCGAGACCAACUAGUCCUAAUGGAGAAAAGAUAUGUCAAGGCGUGUGAAGAGUUAGAGGAGGAACGUCGAAAACACGAAAGAGAUGCUGCUCAAGGUGACGACGUCUUAGUAAUGCUUGAAAAGGAGCGUGAGAGACUUAAGUCAGAGGUUGAGUAUGAAAAACUGCAGAACAAAAAGCUUACCCGUGACUUGAGGCGUGUAAUUCUCAGUUGGAGGGAACAAAAUGUUCUAUGUAAUAAGCAAAAGUUUGCUGCUGUUACUCUCAUAAAAGAGCGCAAACGUCUUUCUAAUGAACUUGCUAACGAGCAGAAACGUGUGAUUGAGCUGGAGCGAUCAUUGCAACAGAAUAGCCUCAAUACGAAAUCAUUUAGUUCAGAAUUUGGUUCAGAUAAUAACGUGUGCUGUAGCCGUCAGUGUGAGUUGUUACGACAAAAGUUGGCCGAGGAAACGGAGAAUCGUAAAGCGAUUGAGUGUAGUUUCGAAAGACUUAAGGCAGAUUAUCAAAGACUGGUAUCCGAAUCUUAUUCCAAGGAUACUACAGCCAAUCGUCCUCCAGAAGAUUCAGUUGGUGUUAGUGUCUCAUUGGUUAACGGUCCAUGGAUUUCUACUGAAAAUUAUAGUAGUCCUGAGUCCGUCACUGCAAAUUCUUCAAUCAGAUUCAAACCGAAUCCUCCUCAAAGACGAUCAUCUGAUAUGCCUACUUCUGUUUCACCCACCUCUAAUAUAAUUUCAUCCGGAUCGAUUCAAAUUUCUAACAGUUCAAACCAUACAGGAACUACUACUUCUGGCUCUUCUCAAACAGUUGUUGAACAAUGUUCAUCUAGAUCUCCCUCUGGUAAUGUUGGUGACAAAUCGAUCAGUCAGUUGUCCGUUGUCCCUCCAUCAACUACAUCACCACCUUCUAGAUCGUCCACACCAUCACCACCCCCACCACCACCCCCUAUGCAGUUACAUUACCCUUAUCCUGGGAUGCAGGGACACUUAAACCAUACUCCAAGAAGUCAUAGCGGUCCUCCACCUUUCCUUCCAAGCACAAAUAAUAAUCGCCCUAUACCGAAUUCAGUGUCUCAUACAGCUAUUGUACAGUCCUCUAAAUCUAGAAACCUAGCUUCUCACCAAUCAAGUCCUCCUUACCAACCGGCAUAUUCUUCUCCGAAUCACACUGUGGUUAUCCCUGGUAGAGCUGUUAAUAAUUCCAUUUAUUCAACACGUGGAGGGUCACGUAAACCUAUGUCUGUGAAUGUUCAGCAUGCCAAUUUUCAUCACAAUCCUCACUCAUCUCCUUGCCCUGUUUCCCCUUUUAUCCAACUUCAGUCUAAACCUGCCUCAGUUGCUGUCCAAUUCUCUCAACAUAGUAGUUUAGCACCAAAUAAUACUUCACAUCCUUCCAUUGGUGGGCAUCAUUUUCCCACUCAUUCGUUGCAUCGUUCUCAUCCUUCUAUUGCUAAUCCUAUACCAUCAAAUGUUAGACCACGAAAUCCAAUCCAGAAUAGUCAAUCAGGACUUACUGUAGCAGUAUCACUCAUGGGAGGUGGGCACGUAUGUGUAAAUGGAAAAUAAUUUAGAACUUUCUGUCUAUAUUUAGAUAUAUUUCUAGUGUUUUUUUAAGAGGAAUUCAUUUCUAGUUCUAUGUUUUUAAGUAUCAAUGACAAGAAUGACAAUUACAGCGUAUAUAUUUUUUUAUAAAACUAGUCAAUACGUGUACAGCUGAAUACAUACUACUUAUUAUAUAAUCUAAUUGUCAUUGUAAGCAAAGUAAUGCGGUUUUCAAAAAUUCUAGUCAGAAGUCUUAAAUGUUUACAUCUAACCAUCAGUUUCGGAUAAAAAAAAUAUGUAUACAUUUUUAAAAAAUAUUUUUGUGACAUAAUUAACCCAAUAAAUAUUCUGAAGUAAUGUGCAAUUUUCCAUUUCUAGUUUUUCAUUAAUUAUUACAGUGUGCAGGUACUGCUGAUAUAAGUAUUAUCAUUAUUACUAUUAAUCUAUCUAAUUUUGUUUCCAGUUUAUUCAUUCUUUUUUGUUUAUUGAAUGAAUGGUUCACUGUAUUUACUUAGCAAAAGUUUGUGAUUCCUUAUUUUUUGCUUUUAUAUUUUUAGUUCAGUAUUUAGAUAAUUUAAUCCUUCUUGGGAUAAUUUUUACCAAUGAAUUAAUUUAAUUGUGGAAUAAUAUGCAUUUUACUAUGAUAGUGAAACAGAAGUAAUCGUUGAAUAUUUUAUGUUUACCAUAAUUUACUAUCUUUGUAUCCCUGUGUUUUGUUCAGUAGUUUGUCUCUUUUCAAUCAACACAACGCAGUGCGUUGUUUACUGAUAAUAUCAGAAUUCAUUUAUGAACUUAAGUUAAAUUACAUAAUGUGUAAAUUAAUUAACUUUGAACAAUUUUUUUAUUGAUAGCCAAAUAUCAAUGGACAAUUGUGUAUAAAAUCAAAUUUAUGAUCAUCAUUAGGGUUCAUGAAGUUUCAUAUUUAUAUUUCAGCUGUUAAUAUAACAAAUACAAAAUUUCUUUCAGUGAUAUUGUUCUGGUGUGUUUUAUUGAUUGAAUGAAAGUUCAGUUAAUAGGUUUAACAAGUCUCGGCAGGAACUUUAAUAUAUCGUUCAGGUAAACAUCCAGUUUUUUUUACAUGAAUAGUUUCAUGCAAUUUUCUAUAGUCAAUCAAGAAACUUUCAACGGUUUUCUAAAAAGAUUUUCCAAUGAGUUGUUUAGGAUUGUUAGACUUGUCUGUAGAUCUGAAAGAUUGACUGCAAUAGGUAUAAAAAACUUGAACGUUCACUAGUUUUCGAAGUUAUUUGUUCAAGAACUGUAUGGACCCGAAUUUAAGUUAUCAUCAAGCACAAUUUGCAUUUAUUUAUACGAAUGUUAGAUGUUUAGCAUUGAAAAUGUUGCUUUGUGAUUGCAGCAUUUAGCUGGUUUAAUAGAUGCAUUAAGAAAAGUACUCUAUACAAAACCACUUGCUUUUCGUCAUUGCAUAUAUCUCCCUUGAUUUGGUCUUUGAUGAUGG
Molecule: messenger RNA, 3474 nt
Organism: Schistosoma rodhaini
Lineage: Eukaryota; Metazoa; Platyhelminthes; Trematoda; Strigeidida; Schistosomatidae
Source: the annotation of a GenBank genome assembly